Talaromyces amestolkiae is the source of this 1752-nucleotide messenger RNA. RefSeq lists its product as uncharacterized. NCBI's taxonomy places the organism in Eukaryota, Fungi, Ascomycota, Eurotiomycetes, Eurotiales, Trichocomaceae. Bases 1 to 1752 code for a protein of 583 amino acids. Gene Ontology annotation, molecular function: glycerone kinase activity. The transcript is spliced from 7 exons. Gene Ontology annotation, biological process: glycerol catabolic process. The record is from RefSeq and is a predicted model, not a curated record. Gene Ontology annotation, cellular component: cytosol.
AUGUCCGGUCUGAGAAGUGCCAAGCACUUUAUCAAUGAUGUUCAGAAUCCUGUUCAAGUUUCGCUGACGGCCGCCGCCCGAGGCGCUGAUGGACUACGAGUACUAUCGAAGGAACAAGGGCAUGAGCCAGCUCACACCGGCUACGUGGGCGAGGGCAUGCUCGAUGUUGUAGUUGCCGGCAAUAUCUUCGCAUCGCCUUCUGCAUCUCAGAUUUUGGCAGGUGUCAAAUCAGUUGACGCAUGCCGAGGGAUUCUUAUGAUCGUCAAGAAUUACACAGGCGACAAAUUGAAUUUCGGGUUAGCCGCCAUAAAAGCCAGAGCUCUAGGACUGAACGUGGAAGUCGUCAUGGUUGGAGAUGAUGUGUCAGUUGCCAAUAACCCAACAGUAGGCAGACGAGGUCUUGCAGGUGUGGUUUUCGUACAUAAGAUCGCUGGUGCCUUGGCCGCAAAGGGCGCUGAUCUAUCAUCCGUUGCGACUAUUGCAAACAAGACGGCAAAUCAAAUGGCAACUGCAGCUGUGAGUUUAGAUAGAUGCAGUGUACCGAAACGUGCGCCGAUUGAACUGUUACCGCCUGAUGAAGUGGAAUUUGGAAUGGGUAUACAUAACGAGCCCGGCGUAACUCGAUCAAAGCUCCAAUCGCUCGAAGUAACCGUCACAACUCUUUUGAAUACUAUACUCGCCCCGAAACCAGAUAGCUGGCAUCCUACCAUGGAGCAACCCGUUGCAGUCAUGGUGAAUAAUCUGGGUGGUCUUAGUCCUCUGGAAAUUAGCAUCAUUGCAGAAGAGGUACAUCAGCAACUGGAAAUGAGGUCUAUAAUCGUCAAAAGAUUUAUGUUCGGGACGUUUGUUACUGCUCUCGAUGGUCCUGGAUUUUCGGUUACGCUUUUGGGGCUUGACGAUGAGCUCCUAUCGCUAUUGGAUGCACCCACCACGGCGCCGGGCUGGCCCAAGUCAAUAUUAACAGUGCCUGCAGACGUUGUGACAGCAGUUAUUGAGCAAUCUAGUACUGAAGUCACACCAAUUCUAUCACAUACAGGACCGAAAGUUGCCAAAACAAUUAUUCAAAAAAUCUUUGAUAAUGUUGCCAGCACAACCCGAGAGGAUGAACCUCUGAUUACUGAGUACGAUACUCUGGCCGGAGAUGGUGACUGCGGAGAGACUCUGCUGAACGGCGUGAAUGGUAACUUGCCUCAAAUUCUCAGUGAUUUAUCUUUUCUUACACAGCCUGCAGGCCUUGUCGAGCUUUCCGACGAUCUCCAGACCGACUCUAUCGAUUUGGCUCACAUGUUCCGACAAAUCGCCAUUGUAGCCGAAACCAAAAUGGGCGGUACUUCAGGCGCCAUCUAUGCUAUAUUCACCAACGCGGUUGCUGAAGCCCUAGAGAGCAUCGAUUUAGACGCAAACUCGAACAAACAAUCUAUCAGUGAGAUCAUAUCCAUAACCCUCAGCAAGGGGUUGGAGGAUCUUUUCAAGUUCACGACGGCACGAGAAGGUCACAGGACAUUGAUGGACACACUCAUACCUUUUGUGACGACAUUUAGCAAUACGGGACAAGAUUUUGAUGCCGCCUUUGAGGCAGCAAGACAAGGUUGUGAGAAGACUAAGGUGAUGGAAGCUCUCUUGGGAAGGGCUAGUUAUGUUGGAAAAGGUCGUUUUGAGGAGAAUGGGGGGAUACCGGAUCCUGGCGCGCUGGGUGUUUUGAGUAUUCUUAGGGGUAUCAAGUUGGCUUUGGAAAAUGUCGUGAAAGGCUGA